Coniosporium apollinis CBS 100218 is the source of this 609-nucleotide messenger RNA. RefSeq lists its product as uncharacterized. The coding region runs from base 1 to 609 and encodes 202 amino acids. The transcript is spliced from 3 exons. NCBI's taxonomy places the organism in Eukaryota, Fungi, Ascomycota, Dothideomycetes. Gene Ontology annotation, cellular component: extrachromosomal circular DNA. The record is from RefSeq and is a predicted model, not a curated record.
AUGCACGGCUCAAAGAUCGCCCUCAUGGGCGUCGGCCUCGUCGCCUCUGUCGCAGCUGGCAAUCUCGCUCCCCGUCAGGCUGGUACGCGUCUCUUCGAUCGUACUCCCCACAGCACCUCGUUGAACGGCACUCUCAUCUACAUCGACAAGUCAAUUGAGACCGUCACCAUCACCGUGACCCACGAGACAAUUCCUGCAUGGUGCGUUAGCACUCCGGUCAUCCCGGUUGCUCCUCCGACCAGCGCUGCUCCCGUCACUUCUGCUACCCCUGCCGUCCCUGUCCCUGGCACUUCUGGCGCCGCCACCAGUGCUCCUCCAGCCGUCGGCACUAGCGAAGCUCCCGCUCCGCCAGCUUCUUCUCCUGCCAGCGUCGCCCCACCGGCCUCGUCAAGCACCGCCGGCGCAGGCACCACGUCCGCAGCUACCGCUUCAACCACCCGGGCCCCGACCUCUUCGGCCCCAGCCUCUUCUGCCCCAGCCAGCGCUUCGCCCCCCGCACCGGCUGAGAGCAGCCCGCUUCCCUCCAACGACGCCGUCACCAAGUCCGCCAUGACCGGCUUCGCCAUGGUCUGCGUCCUCGGCAGCGCCCUCUUCGUGAGCCUCGUCUAG